Schistosoma rodhaini is the source of this 468-nucleotide messenger RNA. NCBI's taxonomy places the organism in Eukaryota, Metazoa, Platyhelminthes, Trematoda, Strigeidida, Schistosomatidae. The record is from the annotation of a GenBank genome assembly.
CUAAAUCUUCCUUACUUCCUUUGGUUAUUAAGUUAUCAGGUUAUGAUCUACACUGUCUUCAAAUUGAAUACCUUACAUAUGCAUUUCACAUUAUUGCAGUACAUUGUUUCACUUCGUAAUUUCUUCUCUCUCAUGCAGUUGAAAUCGUUCAGUCGUACAUAUCCACAAUCAACUGCCGGUCAACCUGUCCAACUGAGAUUCGAUGUAGAUUCAGGUGUGUUUUAUUAUGCUUUUGUACCAACACAGAAGAAUUGUACAAAUGUGAACUCAACAUUGUUAGUUGCAGAAAUUUUUGUUCCAAUGUCGAUUCAUUAUCCACAUGGAGUGAAGACUCGUUUCAUCCCAGAACAAUUAUAUUAUAAAGUGUAUGAAAAUAAUACUAAUUUAAUAUUUGUGUAUAUGCCAUGUACUUUGAUCAAGACGAAUAUUGAACUUAUAGAAAUAACGAUCAUACCAAACCAAAAUUAA